Cordyceps fumosorosea ARSEF 2679 is the source of this 708-nucleotide messenger RNA. RefSeq names its product C6 zinc finger domain protein. The record is from RefSeq and is a predicted model, not a curated record. The transcript is spliced from 4 exons. The coding region runs from base 1 to 708 and encodes 235 amino acids. Gene Ontology annotation, molecular function: zinc ion binding; DNA-binding transcription factor activity, RNA polymerase II-specific. Lineage: Eukaryota; Fungi; Ascomycota; Sordariomycetes; Hypocreales; Cordycipitaceae. Gene Ontology annotation, biological process: regulation of DNA-templated transcription.
AUGCUCGUCCCGUUGAGGCCAAAACCGCACGGGAGCUCGCACAGACCGGCGUCCGGCCGAGCAGAGCAAGCUCGGGGCUCCCUAGACGGCAUCUCCGAAAAUGCCGUCCCCGGAAGCAAGCCAGAGCCCGGCCAGAGAGCGAAACGAUGGGCCGCCAAGACUAGGACCGGCUGUCUAACUUGUCGGGAGAGGCGCGUCAAAUGCGAUGAGCAAAAGCCUUUCUGCAAAAGCUGCUUGGAUUUCGGCAAGGAAUGCAAAGGCUACCAGCUGUCCAAGGACAUGAUGCUCGUAGAGUUUUCCAUCCCCGGCGCUCCCGACCACGAAUCCCUCAAGCUGGCCGAUCCCAAGGUCAUCCGGCAAGAACAAGGCUCCGGCGCGUUCCAGUCCACCAGGCCGUCGGUCAAGACGCACAUGGUCAUCCUCCCCGACGCCUUCAUCAUGAGGACCGUCAACCACAACAUCGUCACCGCCACGCAGCAGAGCCGCUGCCUCCCCAAACAUGGCACGCUGCCUUCGAUUGCCCACCUGUGGUGGCUGCUGUACGAGUACGUCGCGUCGACGAUGCGGGAGCUCAACCGCCUGAUCAGCGCGGGCGACGACGUCGACAUGAUCCUGCACUACAUCCUGUCCAUCUUUGCCAUCGAGUCAAAGGAGCUGCGGAAGGAACUGGAGCUGCUCGCAUCUACGUCUACAGGGGCUACUCCCUAA